This is a messenger RNA of Chrysoperla carnea, 642 nucleotides long. RefSeq names its product ELAV-like protein 3. The coding region runs from base 1 to 642 and encodes 213 amino acids. NCBI's taxonomy places the organism in Eukaryota, Metazoa, Arthropoda, Insecta, Neuroptera, Chrysopidae. Gene Ontology annotation, molecular function: RNA binding. Gene Ontology annotation, cellular component: ribonucleoprotein complex. The transcript has 3 exons. The record is from RefSeq and is a predicted model, not a curated record.
AUGGAACCUUUAGUAAAUUUAAUUGUUAAUUAUCUACCAUUGAAUCUAACUGAUGAUGAUUUAAGGCGAUUAUUUGAACGCAUAGCAUUUGUACGUUUUGCAAAAUUAGAGGAUGCAGAGCAAGCUAUGCGUGCCUUAAACGGGACAAUACCUCCAGGAUUUAAAAAACCAUUGGAAAUUAAAAUGACACAAAAUACAAAGGGAAAACCAUCUUCAGUAUAUAACUUGCCAGAAUUAAUGGAUACAACAGAUCAGAGUUACGCUUCACUAAAUGAUACAACGUUAUCAAUUGUACCGUUUUACAAUAAUAAUCAAAAUGGGCAAUUUGUACCAUUUGGUGGACAGAUGACGGAGGGUAAAAAUUUAUACGUACGGAAUUUUAGUCCGAAAAUUGAUGAAAUGUCAAUGUGUGAAUUAUUUAGAUCAUAUGGUAAUGUAUUGUGGUUAAAAAUAGCUCGACAUCGUGACGGUACAUCACGAAAAUAUGGUUUCGUAGAAAUGGAAACGGAAAAUGGUGCCACACAAGCUAUAAGACAAUUAAAUGGAAUUUUUAUCAUGGGGAAUGAUUCGUCAUACGAUGGAAAGUGGUCAGGGCAGUUGCCCUUCGCUAGACCUGAGCUUACCACUGAUUUAGUUGCUUAA